Messenger RNA from Rhododendron vialii, 1651 nucleotides. Its product is annotated as FHA domain-containing protein FHA2. Bases 149 to 1189 code for a protein of 346 amino acids. The transcript is spliced from 3 exons. NCBI's taxonomy places the organism in Eukaryota, Viridiplantae, Streptophyta, Magnoliopsida, Ericales, Ericaceae. Gene Ontology annotation, molecular function: protein binding; sequence-specific DNA binding. Gene Ontology annotation, biological process: regulation of ribosomal protein gene transcription by RNA polymerase II. The record is from RefSeq and is a predicted model, not a curated record. Gene Ontology annotation, cellular component: nucleus.
AGGUAAAGACAAAAAUGUUAACCCAGAAGACAUAACCAAGAACAGGGAAUAAAACCCAAUUCGCCAAGGGAAAGUCACAGCCCGUUGCCAAACACACCUUUCCCUCCUCCGACGAUUCUCCUCUCUCUCUCAUCUGAAUCCACAUGCGAUGGGAAGCAGCGGCGGCGGUGGCGGCAGCGACGUCGAGGCGGGCUUCGCGAAGCUGCAGGGCGAGGACUUCGAGUACUAUAUGCAGACCUACUCGAUCGUCCUCGGCCGCAACAGCAAGAAGUCCACGGUGGACGUCGACCUAUCCUCCCUCGGCGGCGGCAUGAACAUCUCCCGGCACCACGCGCGCAUCUUCUACGACUUCACGCGCCGGCGCUUCAACCUCGAGAUCCUCGGCAAGAACGGCUGCUUCGUCGAGGGGGUGCUCCACCUCCCCGGCACACCUCCGGUCAAGCUCGACUCCCAAGACCUGCUCCAGAUCGGCGACAAGGAGUUCUACUUCCUCCUCCCCGUGCGCAGCAUCCUCGGUGGGCCGAUCGGGCCCCGCCAUGCGCCGAAUUACCCGCCGCCCUACUCGCUUCCGCCGCCGUCCGGGAGGGUUGGGAAGAAGGGCGGCAGGGGUAGGGUUUUGGGUGGUGGUGGGGAGUAUUUUGAAGAUGAUGAGGAGGAGGGUCGUGGUGACGAGGGUUUGGUUGCCGCGACAGCAUAUAAGAAGGCUAGGAGAGGAGGGGAUGGGGGUGAGAUGUAUGGGUACGGCGGUUCAGCGGUAGGGUCGGGUGGGAAGGGGGUGAUUUUGGCGCAAUUCGACAAGAAAGCUGAGGCAAGAUCCAGAGUUGACAGAGAUGCCGAUAAUCAGCAGCUUCUUCAGUUGGAAGAGAAGGAUGUUGUAUCAUCUGUAGCUACUGUACUUUCUGAUCUUUGUGGCCCUGGAGAAUGGAUGCCUAUGGAGAAACUUCAUACGGAGGAGCUCUUCUUAUUCUUGUUUGUGCAGUUGGUGGAGCAUUACAGCACUGUUUGGCAUCACAGUCGUGUAAGGAGAUAUCUCACAUCCGAGGACUACCCUGGUCCAGAAUCUAAGGGAAAACCAUGGUAUGGUCUGCUUAUGUUGUUGAGGAAAUACCCUGAACAUUUUGUGAUCAAUACAAGGUCCAAGGGCCGGGUGACUCUAGAGUUCGUCUCUCUUGUCUCGCUGCUUUCAUGAGAACUUGCAGCCUCUACAAUCGCCUAACUUAUGAUUUAUCAGGAAGUGAGAAUCGAUGUGAAAUGUGCGCUUGUAAAUGAUUCCGUGGACAUAAAUUUGAGUUGGGGACUGUUUUUGGCAUUCAAAUAUGUUGGAAACGUGUCUUCUUGUUGUCCUCUCAGUGCCUCAUUGCUGUGGUUUUUCUACUCAAUCUGUGCUUCCUCAUAACAAAGAGACAGAUCGGUUACUAUCCGUCUUCUCCAAUUUGUUAUUGUGGGUUGCGAUGUGUUAAAAUGAUUUAGCUAGUUCAUUUUAUUUUUGGGAACCACUCUGGGAAAGAUUGAUGGUGCGUUUGAGAAAUAAUUUACAUGUAGAUUAUUGUGAUUUAUCAGGAAGCAAGAAUCAUUGUGAAAUGUCGAUGGCUUGGACGUCUGUAUCAGCUUGUAAAUGACUCUGUGGACGUAUAUUAUUUUGUGUUGGCAA